AUGGUUUCAUAUUUUACUUUUGACAUCACCGGUGAAGGAACCAACUUUCAAAAAGAAAUAUCUAACAUGAUGCACGGGUUCGGAGACAAUCCUAAUCCUAAUGCUGCAACAAUAGUGCUGGUGGAAAACAUCGUCUUGCAACAAUUAAGAUGGAUGUUACAAGAAGCUUUUAAUUAUUCGAUUAUGAGAGGCGCAAAAUCAAUAACAAAUUAUGAUAUUAUAUACUUGAUUAGAAAAAAUCCUGUGAAACUGAAACGACUUCAUGACUAUCAAAUUAAAUUAGAUCGAAUUGACAAAAACCGACAAUCCACAAUCGGUACACCAACAGAAACUAUUUUACCAGGUAUUAUUUUGGAUGAUGAUAAAGAUAUUACUAUGAAGAAAAAACGUACACAUAUUGAUAUUAUAAAAGAAAUUGAUGAAACAGAUGAAGUAAGUCAGAUCAAGUUUGAUGCUAUUGAUUACUUAAGAAAAGUUCGUGCAGCUAAAAUUACUGAAUCAAUGUCAUUUGAAAAGUAUGAGGCAUAUCAUAAAGCUCGUUGUGUUUCAUUUAGAUCAGGAUAUGGUCUCAGCAAAGGAUUUAUAAAAUUAGAAAAGUGGAUUAAUCCAAAUAAAGAGCUAAAAAUCAGUCAGCAAGCUUUAGAAGUUUUAUGUUUUUUAGCCUACGAGACUGUUGCUGAGAUAGUUGAUGCUGUUUUUUUGAUUCGCCAAGAUAGUAAGAAGAAAAGUGGAGAUCCUUUUAGUAAAUUUGAAGGUGGACAUUUCUGUAAUCCACAGAGCUUAAAUAAUUCUGUUUACAUAAAAACCGGCUAUGAAGGUGUUCCAGCAAUAACUGUUGCAGAAGUAAGAGAGGUAUUAAGAAGGUAUUUCAAACCUACAAUUGGUAUGAAUGGUUUGUUUUACAGAAAUAUGUGUAUGGAUUUACCAAUAAGAUUUAUUGCAAUA
Brenthis ino (lesser marbled fritillary) is the source of this 945-nucleotide messenger RNA. The record is from the annotation of a GenBank genome assembly. NCBI's taxonomy places the organism in Eukaryota, Metazoa, Arthropoda, Insecta, Lepidoptera, Nymphalidae.